AUGGUGCGAUCGCUCCCCAAGAAAAACAACCCGCUCAUCCUCGCCGCCGAGGCGCCUGCCUACGAGGAGCUUCUGGUGCGUCGCCGCUUGGGCAAAACAAACCUUGCCGUAAAGCCCACCCAGGUCGGCACGUCGAAUGCGACCAAGCCCGAGAACCUUGGGCCAUUUGAAUAUGCCCACUUGCGCGCUCCCUUGCCCAAGGACCUCAAGGGCUCCGAAAUCUUCCCCUCGCACACGCCCCAGCAGCACCCGGAAACGUAUUUUCUGAUGCGUCGGAGCAAGGAUGGCUUUGUUAGUGCCACGGGAAUGUUCAAAAUUGCCUUCCCUUGGGCGCGUUUGGAUGAAGAACGGACUGAGCGCGAAUAUCUGAAAUCUCGCGAGGAGACAAGCGAAGACGAAAUUGCUGGAAACGUGUGGAUCUCACCUAUCCUUGCCCUGGAGCUUGCCAGAGAGUAUCAGAUGUAUGACUGGGUUCGUGCCCUGUUGGAUCCCACGGAUAUCGUGCAAAGCCCGUCCAGCGCAAAGAAACAGAUCACGCCACCUCCCCGAUUUGACCUGCCGCCUAUUGGCACCCCGCCCCAGCUUUCGGCUCCGUCGUUCCGGACCCGAAGCCGCCGAUCUGCUUCCCCCAGCAAGAGGGUUGGUUCCCCGCGCAAGGCUAGACAAACCAAGGCCAUGAAGGAAGCUUCCGCAGCUGCCACUAUUGAAGCCAACGCAAGUCUCCAAUCGUCACUCGAUGCCACGGCGGACCCAGAGCCACUGAAUGGUAUUAUCCAGCCUAGCGUUGAGGUCGACGAGAAGCUGGUUCUCAGCCCCGCCAAAUCGGCAGUCACCCCCAAAAGGCCUAUGGCCACGCCCAGAAUGAAGAAGUCUUCUGCUAAGCCUUCUCGGCGUACGGAAGAACCUGUAGAGGAGAAGGUCAAGGUCGAGAUCAAAGCCAACGCCGAUGUGGAUGCCGACGCAGGUGAUGAUGGCAAGGAUGUCCAAACCGCCCAGACCACCGUCUCAGUCGAGAUGCCUAUCAGUCUCCCUGAGGCUCCUUCAGCAGAGGAUACCGAAAAGAUGAUCGCCCAAGCAAAGGAGAUGGUCCAGGAGGCCGUCAAGCAAACAACAGAGCAGGAACCUGCGGAAUCAUCGGCAGCAGCGGCAGCAGCCAAGAAGCGCAAGACUGAUGCCCUUAGCGAGGACGAAGAGGACGAGGAGACCAAGGCCGCCUCUUCCCAACGCGCAAAGAGGGCUAAGGUUCUUGAGGAGAGACUGAAGCGUGAGCGUGUGAGGAACCGUGCUCUUGUUGGCGUCACGGCUGCUUUUGCAUUUGCGGCCUCUAUUCCCUACUUUUUCUAA
Messenger RNA from Aspergillus melleus, 1344 nucleotides. RefSeq lists its product as uncharacterized. Lineage: Eukaryota; Fungi; Ascomycota; Eurotiomycetes; Eurotiales; Aspergillaceae. The coding region runs from base 1 to 1344 and encodes 447 amino acids. Gene Ontology annotation, biological process: mitotic telomere tethering at nuclear periphery; meiotic attachment of telomere to nuclear envelope. Gene Ontology annotation, molecular function: DNA binding. Gene Ontology annotation, cellular component: nuclear membrane complex Bqt3-Bqt4. The record is from RefSeq and is a predicted model, not a curated record. The transcript has 5 exons.